Molecule: messenger RNA, 1677 nt
Organism: Botrytis fragariae
Lineage: Eukaryota; Fungi; Ascomycota; Leotiomycetes; Helotiales; Sclerotiniaceae
Product: putative mfs lactose protein
Exons: 11
Coding region: 1-1677 (558 amino acids)
Biological process (GO): transmembrane transport; carbohydrate transport
Cellular component (GO): membrane
Molecular function (GO): carbohydrate:proton symporter activity
Source: RefSeq, a predicted model, not a curated record
AUGGCGAAACCAGUACCAAGUGACACCGAAUUAGAUGCAUGGAAAGCUUCACCGAAUGCAGAUACAUCUGUUCAUGACGAACAACAGCAUCAACAUGAACGCGAAGAACCAUCCACCAAGAUAAAGACAGUACAAAACAUCGCCCUAGCAGAUGCGACAGCGAAACAGAAACCAAGUCUUUGGACGUGGAGAAUGAGUCAACUCUACGUGAUUCUUUUUCUGGCCACACUAAAUGCGGCAGUCAAUGGAUACGAUGGGAGUGUAAUGAGCUCGAUCAAUUCGUAUGCGCAGUAUAGGAGUUACUUUGGAUUUGAUCUUACGGAGGGAACGCCGGCGACGGGGAUUGUUUAUGCGAUGUUUACGAUUGGGAAUUUGUGGAAAGGAAGACGAUGGGGUAUGUUCCUAGGAGCGGGUGUUAUCAUCGUGGGAGCAAUUGUGCAAGCUACCAGUCAGAAUCUGGCGGCUUUCAUGAUUGGAAGAUUUAUGCUCGGUGUCGGCGCGGCAAUGGGUCCCAGUUCUGCUUUACCCUAUGUAAGUGAGAUGGCGCAUCCAUCCUUUCGAGGCGCGAUGACGGGUGUUUAUACGACGUUUUAUUUCGUAGGAGCAAUACCUGGGACAUUUAUACCCUAUGCUACGAGCUACAUCAAUGGAUCUCAAGCUUGGAGAAUCCCGUUAUGGUUGCAGAUGACGUUUUCAGGGAUUGUAUUUAUUUCGGUGCUGUUUCUGCCAGAGAGUCCAAGAUGGUUGGUAGCAAAUGAUCGACACGAGGAAGCACUUGACAUUAUGGCCAGAUACCACGGUGAAGGCGACCGCAGUUCUCCUUUAGUGCAACUUGAACUCCGCGAGAUGAUGGAGGAGAUCUCCAAAACAGGUGCUGAUAAACGAUGGUGGGAUUUCAGAGAAUUGUUUGAUACGAGAGAAGUUCGAUAUCGUACUAUGCUGACUUGUGCUGUUGCUCUGUUUGGUCAGUGGACUGGUAAUGGUCCCGUUAGUUACUACUACCCACAAAUGCUAGCAGGUGCAGGAAUAGAGAAUAAUCACACCCAAUUACUUCUCCAAGGCAUGCAAUCAGUCCUCUCCUUCAUCAGUGCUCUCAUAGGAGCAGCCUACACCGAUCACUGGGGCCGACGCCCCCAACUCCUUAUCUCCACCUCUCUAAUCUCUCUCCUCUUCCUCAUUAUCCUAAUCCUCAACGCCCUAAACACAACCACCGAUUCUGAAACUCAUCUCACAGUCGCCAAAUCAGCAGCAGCAUCUAACGCCGAAAUCGCCAUGAUAUUUCUCUUCUCAUUUGUGUUUGCGGUGGGCUGGACACCGAUGCAAGGACUUUAUGCGGUGGAGGUUCUGAGGUAUGAGAGUAGGGCGAAGGGAAUGGCGGUUUAUACUUUGGUGGGAAAUGUGGCGGGAUUUUAUAAUACUUUUGUGACGGGCAUUGCGUUUAGUGGGGCGGGGUGGAGGUAUUAUUAUCUAUUCAUUUUCUGGGAUUUACUCGAAGUCGUUUUCAUAUACUUUUUCUUCGUAGAAACCAAAGGCAGAACACUCGAAGAGUUAACUGAAAUUUUUAACGCUGCCAAGCCAGUCAAGUACUCGUUGAAGAAAUCAGAAGUCGUUAUUCAUGGCGAUGAAGGCGUCACCGAGGUAUUGGAGAAGAAAUUGGAAAAUGAAAGUUUGGGCUGA